AUGGCGUGGUGCGACCAGCCCAGCGAUUUUGCAGACACGUGCAGACGUCAACGGGCAAGUGCUUUAGUGCAUGGUGGAUCCAUGGUUCGGAACGAGACCAGGGAGGCGUGCUGCGUAGGUGCACUGAGAGAGGCGUUAGCGACGACUGACGUAGCGGCACAGGCCAGAGGUAUCACCAGGCCCGACAAAGUGGCCUCAUUGUGUACGGGCAAGUGUAAGAGCCAUCGAGUAGCAGGUGCCCUGUGCGCCUGUAUAUAUGGCGAUGGGCUGACGACAAGGACGACGAGGACCCGGGAUGCUGCCCUGACGGUGCAUGGUGGACAGCAGGCUGGAAGAAGAAGAAAACAAAAAGACCAGCAGAGCAGCAGACCAAACCCACCCGGCAGGCCCGGCACAGCGGCCAUGUACACAUACAGGCGCGGGCUGCUGUGCGAGGCGUUCGGCGGCGUGGCGCGCACUCUUUUUUGUGGGUAUGGAGUGUGCGAAGGCCGGCUGCAUCUCGAUUGCAUGACUGCAUGCCACGGCGAUAAUUUGGCCCGUGGCCGCGGGGGCGUCCAUUCGCGCGGAUGCUGGUCGCGAUGCUGGUCCCUGGUCACAACGGCUGCGGAUCGAGCAGAAGCAAGUCGAGGGUGUGGAAGGCGAGGGGGGGCCUGUGGCGCUGAUCGAUGCACCCACAGCCCACGCUCCGUGUGCGGUGCUGGGGCGCUGGGGCGCUGGGGCGCUGGGGUGCCGUCCUCAGUGUUGCAGCUUGAACACCCACCCAUCGCCUUCUCCACCCGCAUCCUUGCCGUGGCAAACAGACACGACUCGCUGCCGCCGCGCUUCAUCUCCGAUCGUAUCUGCUUUAGCCCGCUGCACCUGGUCUUAGUUCUUGUUUCCGCUCACCCCAUGCCUGUGCCUGCAACCAUCGACAGGACGCGGCAUUGCGACCAGUAG
Messenger RNA from Bipolaris zeicola 26-R-13, 936 nucleotides. RefSeq lists its product as uncharacterized. The record is from RefSeq and is a predicted model, not a curated record. Lineage: Eukaryota; Fungi; Ascomycota; Dothideomycetes; Pleosporales; Pleosporaceae. Bases 1 to 936 code for a protein of 311 amino acids. The transcript is spliced from 5 exons.